AUGAUAAAGAUUCAACACGAACAAGAACGACAACAUAAUUUCGAACGUUCUGGACUAAUUCUUGAACAUGAAAAGGAUUUACAUUUGAAAUUUUUUGAUAAUUUAGAACCGAUCGUUGUUAAAAGGAUUAUUAAAUCAUUAUCCAUAAAAAUAUUACGCGAAAAUAAAACUUAUGAUGAUGUUUAUCCGCUUCAUGAUGAUAAACCUACUUCAAAUUUGCCUUUCGAAAAGAUGAAUUUGAGAGCAAAAUUGGCUUUGUACUUUGCUUGGCUCGGUUUUUAUACUACAUGGCUGGCCAUAGCGUCUAUUAUUGGAAUAAUUGUUAUGAUUAACGGAUUAUUAGAAUAUUAUGUGAAGCUUUGGAUUCGUUCUGAAAAUGCAAACCAAGAUAUUGGGAUAAUGCUCUUACAGCCCCUUUUGCUUUAUUCAUGA
Funneliformis mosseae is the source of this 432-nucleotide messenger RNA. Lineage: Eukaryota; Fungi; Glomeromycota; Glomeromycetes; Glomerales; Glomeraceae. The record is from the annotation of a GenBank genome assembly.